Molecule: messenger RNA, 828 nt
Organism: Brassica napus (rape)
Lineage: Eukaryota; Viridiplantae; Streptophyta; Magnoliopsida; Brassicales; Brassicaceae
Exons: 1
Coding region: 1-828 (275 amino acids)
Source: RefSeq, a predicted model, not a curated record
AUGCCCGCUGACGAAAAGACUGCGCAGAUUGAAGAACCCACUGAGGUACAAGUUGAAGAGGCUGAAGCUGCUGAAAACAUACCGCCUAUGGUUCGAGUAUAUACCCCUAAGCUGCCUUACCCAGUGAAACAGAGGAAAUCCCGCAGAGAUUUGGAGGCAGCUAAGUGCAAAGAAAUGGUAAGCAAGUUGAAUGUGAAGCUCUCGUUUGAAGAUGAUGUUGAAAUGAUGCCUGCUCUGAAGAGAUAUGUCAAGAGCUUGGUGACUAACAAAGCCUCACCUAAGGAGAAUGUUAUGUCUAUCUCCAAAAGAUGUAGCACACUACUUCAGAACAGAGCACCAGAGAAGAUGGAAGAUCCUGCGAGUUUUGUGUUAUCAUGUGAGAUCAAAGGAGCUGUAUUCGAGAAAUCUCUCUGCGACUUGGGAUCUAGUGUGAACCUGAUGCCAUACACUGUGGCACAGAGGCUUGGUCUCACAAACUUCAGGUCAACGAAAAUCCAGCUAGUCUUCGCAGAUCGCUCAGUAAGACAUCCCGUCGGAGUUAUUUUAGACAUCGAUGUGGUGAUCGGAAACCAUAGAAUUCCUGCAGACUUUGUAGUGCUGGAGCUCGAUCAGGAGCCAAAGGACCCUCUCAUUCUGGGACGUCCAUUUCUGGCCACAGCAGGAGCUAUCAUCGAUGUAAAGAAAGGGAAGAUAGAUCUCCAUCUGGGAGACAUAAUCAUGAAGUUCGAGGUGAAUAAGAUGCUGAAAAGACCCACACUGGAUGUACACACGUUCUCCAUCGAUCAUACCUCAGAAGAUGAUGAUGAAGAUGAUGAAGUAACUAAAUAA